Ceratina calcarata is the source of this 1237-nucleotide messenger RNA. Its product is annotated as protein muscleblind-like. The transcript has a single exon. Lineage: Eukaryota; Metazoa; Arthropoda; Insecta; Hymenoptera; Apidae. Bases 436 to 897 code for a protein of 153 amino acids. The record is from RefSeq and is a predicted model, not a curated record.
UUGAUUCAAGUUGCAACAUAAUCAUGAAUUAUUCGUCCUCGCGGAAAUGUCUGCUUACUUUGGAAACGAGCAAUCAGAGAACAGAUUAAAUUAUAAAUAUUCUACUCCUCUAAAAACUAAAAAGCGAAACAGGAGCAAGAUUAACAACCACGAGACAGAAGCGCUCGCGUAGUCUUGAUCGCUUUGAUCACGUUAGAGAAUAAAAGUCGCGGGAUAUACAGCUAAAAGUCGGGUGGGGUAUCUUUUGCAUCGCGCUUGUCGUUGGGUCGUUUAACGAGGGCUAAAGAAAGUGGCGGUUUCUAAGAAUGUCUAACGUAAGAUCCGAGAGCGUCGACUCUCGUUAGAGCGAAGGUGGGGAUAGGUGUGUUCUAAUCCGUAUUACCUGGAUACUUUCCGGGUGUGUUUUCACAGGCGACGAAUCCGUACCUGACCGGUAUGCCGCAGGUUGGCAACACGUACAGUCCGUAUUUCGCGCCCAGCCCGAUCAUGCCCACGAUCAUGGGUCCGGCGGACCCCACUGGAGUCGGAAGCCCGUUGGGCGUGGUGCCGCAGACGGUGGCGAUGCCGCAGAAGAUGCCACGUACCGACCGCCUCGAGGUAUGUCUACCACCAAACUACAUUCAACAACAACAACAACAACAGCAACAACAACAACAGCAUGGGGCCCAACACGGCGCAGCCGGGGCCUCAAGGUGCCCGAUGGCCGCGCCCAAUACCGUGUAUCAAGUGCCGGCCGGUCCCCCCAAUCAGGUGUCGCCCGUUUCCACGAUGCAGUCUGUCAAUCAUCCACCAUCCCCGACCACGAUCACCACCACCUCCUUCUGCACCCCGUUACACAAUCCCCAUGCUCACCAUCACCCGAUCCACAACUUGAUCUACGUCCACGCAUACUACUGAAGACGAUCAAAUUCGUCUCGCGACAUUCUCUUCUUUUCCCUAUCUUUCUCUUCCUUCUUUAGAGGAAUUCUCGAUUCGAUUCAUUACCCUUUUGUACCGGUGUCUGCGUAUCGUUGUAAGACGUUUUUCAUUUCGAGGAUUUUAAUUUCGAUUUGUACCCGGGUGAUACGAACGUCGUGACGAGUUGUACCGGUUUAAUUUCAAGUGUGUCUGAGUUUAUUUUCAUUCGUGUUCAGGACCACGAGACCGCUUAGUGUUCCUUUUAGAUAACGCGCAAAAUUCGAGUUCGUUCGGGAGCAGGUCAGCCCGAGCUGGAUCGAGAUUUUCGAACAGAGAGACA